Stomoxys calcitrans (stable fly) is the source of this 1291-nucleotide messenger RNA. Its product is annotated as WD repeat-containing protein 47. Gene Ontology annotation, molecular function: protein binding. Lineage: Eukaryota; Metazoa; Arthropoda; Insecta; Diptera; Muscidae. The record is from RefSeq and is a predicted model, not a curated record. Bases 139 to 1173 code for a protein of 344 amino acids. The transcript is spliced from 6 exons.
GCUAGCUGGAUAUUAGAGUUAGCUAGAUACUAGAUAGCAACUUUCAAAAACUGUAAAGAUUAAUAACAACAUGUUAACACGUUAUAAAAAGUAUUACAUUAUUUAAAUCCAUAAAAAACCGUUAGCAGACAUUUUGUUAUGUUUUCUAACAAAUAUUCGUAUGAAAACAUGGAGACAAAUAAUAAAAAAUCAUUGUGUUUUAUUCCAAUAAACACACUAAAUGACGUACAGGCUAUUCGUUGUGCAGAAUUCCAUCCAGAUGGAACCCUAUAUGCUGUUGGUUCUAACUCAAAGACUUUGAGGAUAUGUUUGUACCCUCAGCAAAAUAGUAAUACAAGCAAAACCCAGUCAUUCCAAUCAAGUGUAAUUUUUAAGCGUACAAAGCAUCAUAAGGGAUCAAUUUACUGCCUAUCGUGGUCCAAGGAUGGAGAAUUUAUUGCAACUGGUUCUAAUGAUAAAACCAUUAAAAUAAUUAGGUAUAAUAGCGAAGAAAAACAACUAGAGGGUCGAGAAAUAGAGCUACAAUUUCAUGAUGGUACUGUCCGAGACUUGUGCUUUCUAAAUGACAUAGAGAGGAAAUUCCUUGUCAGCGGAGGUGCCGGGGAUUGCAAAGUAUAUGUAAGUGACUGUGGGAUUUCCACAACUCCUGUUCAUGCUUAUACGGGUCACACUGGUCACAUAUUUUCGGUAUACAGCUGGGAAAAUAACAUGUUUGUAACGGGCUCACAGGAUAAAUCUGUACGAUUCUGGGAUAUACGUGUUCAGGAGUCUAUAAGCACUGUCCUACCAUCUAGUUAUUAUGACCCUGUCGGUUCUCCAGUUACAUCGGUUUGUGUUGAUCCCACUGGAAGAUUGUUAGUAUCAGGUCAUGAAGAUGCCUGCGUUCUGCAUGAUAUUCGGCGUAAUCGACAAAUCCAGUGCUUCCAACCGCAUUCUGCGGAUAUACGGUCUAUAAGAUUUUCACCAUCUGCCUAUUAUUUGCUGACCUGCGGCUACGACAAUAAAAUUGUUCUUACCGAUUUACAAGGAAAUUUAACAUUAUCUCUGCCUUCAGUUGUAGUGGGGGAACAUAAUGACAAAGUUAUUUCAGCUAGAUGGCAUCCAAGGGAUUUCUCAAUUCUAACAACAUCGGCUGAUAAAACAGCAAAAUUGUGGGCUAUACCAAAUAUCUAACGAACAUUUACAGUGCUUCCAAUAUACUAAGCCAAAAAAGAGCAAAUAAUUUUAUAAUUGUGUAUGAGAAGAAGAAGUCUGUUUAGUAAAGUAUCUAGAGCUAGAUGGCUCACUUAAA